Molecule: messenger RNA, 1208 nt
Organism: Cydia pomonella (codling moth)
Lineage: Eukaryota; Metazoa; Arthropoda; Insecta; Lepidoptera; Tortricidae
Exons: 1
Coding region: 16-993 (325 amino acids)
Biological process (GO): DNA integration
Molecular function (GO): nucleic acid binding
Source: RefSeq, a predicted model, not a curated record
AGCAUUCAACCCAUAAUGGGCAAUCUUCCUUCACCACGGCUACAUACUGACUAUGUUUUUGCUAAUACCGCGUGUGACUACGCCGGACCAAUCAUGAUACUGAACCGAAGAGGUCGAGGCAGUAGACUGAUAAAGUCGUACCUCUGCAUAUUUGUUUGUCUGGCCGUAAAAGCAGUUCACAUAGAACUUGUAACCGAUUUAAGUAGUAACACUUUCCUCUCAGCACUAGAUCGAUUCAUCGCCCGCAGAGGAAAGCCUCAAAAUAUUUUCUCAGACAGUGGGACUUGCUUCACAGGCGCAUGUAAUGAGUUGUCUAAUUUCUUAAAAUCAAACAGUAACUACAUCAGCUCAAAAGCAUCUGAGUUGUUCAUAAACUUUAAAUUUUCACCAGCAUAUAGUCCACACUUUAAUGGAUUGGCCGAGGGUUCCGUAAAAUCUGUAAAAUACCACCUAAAAAGGGUCUUAGGUUUAGCCCACUUAACAUAUGAAGAUUUAAAUUCAGUUCUCACUUCCAUCGAGGCUACCCUUAAUUCUAGGCCUCUCACCCCAUUAUCAUCCGACCCUUCAGACCUUACAGCACUCACCCCCGCUCACUUCUUAAUCGGACGAACGCUAACGAUGUUGCCUUCUCCUCAGAGCUCUGACCCUGCGGCGAUACCUACUCUCUCACGAUAUAUGAGGAUUCAACAAUUAAAAGCCCAUUUCUGGUCCCGAUAUUAUAUAGAAUAUAUUACAGAGCUCCAGAAAAGACAGAAAUGGCGCAAGCAAGGCCAGCAACUCCAAUUAGGAGAGAUGGUGCUGGUGAAAGAUGACCGGCUGCCUCCCAACCGAUGGCUGCUGGGGCGCGUGACGCGCCUCUACCCCGGCUCCGACGGCGUGACCCGCGUCGCCGACGUACACACCACCUCGGGGACUCUUCGACGAGCCUUCAACCGACUGUGCCCGCUACCAGUCAUAGACACGAACUUCGUUCCUGAGGCCGCAACAUGUUAACGCCUAGCAUGUGUUUGUGCAAAACUAUAUAUGAUGCACCACUCACACACGCAUACGCCAAGAAACCUGCCCGAUCGACGCGAGCCUACGGCUUUACCGACAGCGUCGCGUCCUUCACUCGUCCUCAAGCCACCAAAUGGAAUACGUGCUAUUUAACCUAUAAUUUUUUUACACCUUGUAGUUUUCUGGUUAUUAAACCAAUUUUUUAUUGAAAA